Fraxinus pennsylvanica is the source of this 450-nucleotide messenger RNA. The record is from the annotation of a GenBank genome assembly. Lineage: Eukaryota; Viridiplantae; Streptophyta; Magnoliopsida; Lamiales; Oleaceae.
AUGAGUAAAGAAAAGGGGGACAGUCAACACCACCAACAUGAAGAUCAACCACCGCAGCCGCCGCAGUAUGGAACAUUUCAGGGUGUAGCCAAUCACCCUCCUCCGGCAGUGAUCGGCUUCCCUCAGCCUGUUCCGCCUCCUGGCGCCACCGGAGGUCCUCCACCACCAUCUCAGUAUUAUGCUCAUGGUUAUCAAGCUGUCCCAGGUUAUGCUAUUGCAGAAGGAAGACCUGUAAGGCAGCGUCGCCUACCUUGCUGUGGUAUUGGCAUUGGCUGGUUCCUGUUUAUUAUUGGUUUCUUCCUUGCUGCAAUCCCAUGGUACGUUGCAGCAUUACUUCUAUUCUGCUCCAGAAUUGAUCCUCGCGAGAAACCCGGAUACGUUGCAAGCACUAUUGCUGCCAUUCUCGCUACAGUUGCUAUUAUCUUUGGACUUACAAAGACGGACUGGUGA